UUGGUGCGCUCUGGCAUCCCACCAGUACACCAAAUAUACGACCGUAGGAAAUAUAACUUACAGGUUUAAAGUUCCAUUAAGUUACAGACAUAGUGUGGAUAAUGUACAUAACUGCGGGAGUCAACAUACACAAACGCUAGUUCUUACGGUUUCAGUUUUCUGAACGGAAAAGAACUCUGACGUAAAUGUUCUAUGUACCACCGUUAUCGAAUUGGCCACAAGAUGAUUGGAACCAUAUAGUACUAGAACAUUACAGUACUGACUAGAACAUUAUGAGGUAAUGCUUGUGUGUUACAUUCUUGACUCCUACGAGAACUGGAACUUAAUGAAACUCGUAUUUAUAUGUCAUGUACUUGGUUCUCAUAAUGACUGGAACUUUAUGAAACUCACACUUGUAUGUUAUCUCUAACAUUGUUAGUUACUUGGUCCUCUACAUGGUAGGCACCUUGACGUGGUGUAGGGGCUUAGCUACAACUGAGUCUAUAAAUAUGAAUAUUCGCAAUCACCUGGCAUUUGUCAGCUGACUGUAAAUUUUUAUCGUUUCUAGAACGAGAUGUAUAACCAAGAUCUACCUGUAGGUAGUUUUGUGUUAUUUUAUGUAGUAAUAGUAGUAAUAAUUGCAUGUGUAAUAGUAGUAGUAACUUUUUGUAGGCUGACUGAUGUGGUCCGAAUGGCUACUAUAACAUCUUAGCGUCUCGGGGAGCAGAUGAGUCUUUGCAUUUUGGUGGUACUCAUUAAGUUCGUCAGUCAAUCGAUCGGCCUUUAAUGGAAGUGUAGUUGUUUGUAGGAUCGAUGACCCCAAAGCAGUUAGGUCAUGUCUCUGCUGGUUUUGAGGUCGCCAGCAACUAGGCGGGGUGAAGGAAAACACCCUGGGUUUGAUUGAAGUUAUGAAAAAUCUGUAGUUUUUGUCCCUAGUCUAAAAUUUUUAUAGAAGCAUGUAUGGUGUAGUAUGUGUGAAUGUAUGAAUGAGACCCGAACAAUCCCCCAAUCUACGGUGGAACAGCUAUGCCUGUAGGAACUUGGUCGCGGGGCUAGUGACGACCUUAAUAGCGAACUGCGGAUACCAGGCAACCUCCGCUUUCAAUUUGCCUUCUGUCGGUAAAUGGGCUCUGCCGAUGGCGACUUUAUACUUCCCUAAUACUCGUGGGAUAUCUUAUGGAUACAUUUAAAAAACAAACUAAAGGGGAUGAUGCUACCCUUAUCGCAUCAAACACUACUGCUGUCGGGCAGGAAAUAAACAACGACCAGUCGACUGUUGUGUCACAGGUCAGUGAACCUUUUAUAGAUGGUGCUGUAGGGCACAUCUACAAAAAUAUACACGCUGUGGAAAAUGUUGUUUUUCCAGAGUAUAAUGAUGCUAGCAGCACAGAAGCUGAAGGGUCUGAUGCUGCCUCUAUUGACAUUGAUGGAGUCAGUCUCUGUUCUGAACAGUCAUGUGCUACUGUUGUCAAUGUUAGUAUGAAAGGGACCAGUUCACAUGACCAGAAGGGUUUUGUAAAACUGAGCUCAAUGCAGAAGAGGAGGUUAAAGGCUUACAUGAGCCAGGGACACUCCAGGAAUGUGGCCCUAGACAUGGUGUCUAAACUUCCAACUCGUGCGCCAACUAAAAGGACUUUAUCUGACGACAUGGUCAUGCCAGCUGGUAAGAAACCAAAGCAGAACACCUCGAUUCAGGGAUCGAGUAAACCCUCUUUUAGCCAAGUAGCAAGUCAGGCCAAGGGGAUCAAAUUAGGAUUUGUUCCUUUUGAUUUGGCUAAGUGCCCCUUAAACAGGGAACAGAUUGAACAGCUACAGGAGGCCAUAAUUGAGACUGCCAUAGAGUUGGCAUCAGAUGAGGUUAAACCAGAAUUUGAAGGUUGUUACCCUCGCACGGGAUGGCUCAUGGUGGUGUGCACAAAUAUCCAAACGGCUGAAUGGGUCCGUAAAAAUGCGGCAGCUAUUGCAACAAAGGCUAAACUGGGCGCCAAAGUGGUUGAAGAGUCGGAGUUCCCAAAAACACACCUGGUGCGAGGAUAUUUUCCGCACAGUUACGAUUUUGAAAACACCAAGGUCCUUGCCACAAUUGAGGCCCAGAACAGGAUAAAAGCAAGCACCUGGAAAGUGUUACAGCGGACUGCAGAAGGUUCUCUGCUCCACAUCGUCUUUGCUGUCGACGAUGCAUCCUGGAACUCACUGGUCCAGAGUGGAGGUAGAAUAGCAUAUCGCUUCAGCCAUGUCAAGCUACUGCUUAAAGCUAACAAUAUGACAAAGGAGGGGCAGCCAGAACAACGGCCUGUGGAACAAAAGGUUCCAAACAAACUCCAUUUCACAAGGACGGAGAGACAGAAAGUGGAGCACGUGGUCCCACAAUCAAUACUUACGUCUACUGUGACUCCCAGUGAGGCCCCAACGACUAGUAGAGCCGGCAUUCAAAAGAGGCUUUCGAUGCAGCCACCUGUGGGUGGAGCAUCAACAACUCCAAAUGAGCGCCAUAGAGAAAGAGGGCCACGAAGAGCUCGAUUUCAGAAGGAAGUCGAACGCUCUCUUAAUAAAACCCAACCCAACUAAAAUGAGCACCAUAGGGGUGUUACAGGCGAACCUGCACCACGCGAAAGGAGCAUCGGCUACUUUGUGCAGGACCAUCGCCACAAAAGGACUGGCCAUAGCACUUAUCCAGGAGCCAUGGACAGUCGGUGGGCAUAUAAAAGGCCUUCAGCAUCAAUCAAAUUUCAUCCAGAGGGACUUGGUGACGGCCAUUUUUGAGGUCCCGACGGAGUGCGGAACACGAGAGAUCGUGAUAGCAUCGGCCUACUUUUCAGGCGAUGCAGAUGAAGCACCACCUCAAGCAGUCACGA
Molecule: messenger RNA, 2834 nt
Organism: Teleopsis dalmanni
Lineage: Eukaryota; Metazoa; Arthropoda; Insecta; Diptera; Diopsidae
Exons: 2
Coding region: 1156-2547 (463 amino acids)
Source: RefSeq, a predicted model, not a curated record